Molecule: messenger RNA, 966 nt
Organism: Periophthalmus magnuspinnatus
Lineage: Eukaryota; Metazoa; Chordata; Actinopteri; Gobiiformes; Gobiidae
Product: claudin-23-like
Exons: 1
Coding region: 60-878 (272 amino acids)
Biological process (GO): bicellular tight junction assembly; cell adhesion
Cellular component (GO): bicellular tight junction; plasma membrane
Molecular function (GO): structural molecule activity
Source: RefSeq, a predicted model, not a curated record
UGGCACGACUACCGUCUGGUCAGAAAAGACACACGGACAGUAACAGUAGGAGAGCCAGCAUGCCAAACCGUGAUACUCAGGAGUGGAUCCGUGAGUCUCUGCGCACUCCGGGCAUCCUCAUCUUUGGCAUGGUCCUCUCUCCGUGCGGGUUGAUCCUGGACCUUACCUCCACUGUGGCCCCGAACUGGCGGACCCUCCACAACCUCCCCAACAGCGCUUCUGGAUUCGCCGUCCUGCAGGGCAUCUGGGACAUCUGCACCACCGCCUCCUCCACUUCCUAUGAUUACAACUGCGGCCAACAGGACACGGCUUACUUCAACCACCAGAUCAUAGAGGUCGCACAGGGGUUAAUGGUAGCUUCCCUGGUGGUCACGCUGAUAGGUUUGGCCGUGGCUAUCCCUGGGGUCCGUUGCUGGAGGGACAACCCCAACUGGACGAUCGCAGGAGUGGGAGGAUUGCUCAUCUUCCUCUCUGGGGUUAUGACCAUCAUCCCCAUCGCUUGGUACACACACAUCCUGAAAGACGUCGCAUCAGUGCCACCUAGUGUUACUGUACAAGUGGGUUAUUGCAUCAUCUUGGGGUACAUAGGUGGGAUCAUGGAGGUGCUGGCUGGGUUGGUCAUGUUUAUAGGUAUAUGCAGGUGCUGUGGGGGAAAAAACAGAGGGGAGAUACGCGUGGAGGAAGUCGUGAACCAAACAAACAGGCCAAGACCCCUACCAAGACGAUCGGAGGUGCCUAGUCUGAGCAGACCACGCAGUGAGCCGAGUAGCGUGGCGUACUACAGGGACUAUGAUGAUGUGUCUUUCCCCAGAGCCAAGAGUGAAGCCCUGUCACUGGAGAGCAGGGUGAACCGUAAGCCCUAUGAAUCUGACCUGUGAUGGGACAAUAAUGUGUAUGAGUGGACAGACUGAGAAGACAUGAAGCACUUUGAUUUUUGUGGUUCUACUGGAAUGUUUAGGGUGUUCU